UAUAGCGAGUGUUCACUUGACUGUAUUCUUGAGUCUAUGGGAGAUACUUUGUUUACAAACAUAAGAAUUUUUUUUAGGUGAUAAAGUAUAAGUUAAAUGAUUGAACAUGCUGUAUAAGCAAACUGAUGAAACGAAUUUUAAUCAAAUUUAUUUAAACGUUAUUAUAAUGAACAGACUGGAAGAAAAUCAAGUUAUUACAGCUAUUAGUUCGUCAUUUUAUAAAAAUGUAUUUUUACUCACGCGAGUGCUACCACCGUCUUCUGAAUUUCAGCAAUGCUUCAAAAAAAAUAUGUUUGACAAGCCAAAUACAAUGGGCUUUUUACACGUAUCUCAUUAUCUGUCAGUCAUAUAUGACUCGAAGCUCUUUAAGCAAAUGGUCAGUUGGCCGGUCUUGUGCAAAAAGGAUGAAGUAAAGUAUCGUACAGAAAUUAAAGAUUUUUUCUUUGUCUUAUCGCAAGACAAUCCUGAUAUUAAUUUUCCACCAGUAUUGAUGUCCCAUUUGAUCCAGUCAGGAGGAACCAGAUUUCUAAUUAUUAUGUGGAAAUUAUCACAACUUGCUCUCAGAGCUUAUAUUAAAAGAGAAUUUCAAGAAGAAUUGCUAUAUGCCCCGCGUACAAGUCCAUUGGAUGAUUUAACAAUAACAUACUUUAAUAACAUAAUUGCAGAGAAACACAAUGUUAUGACAGAGACUCAUAAGAAAACGAAAAGAGUUUUGGAUGCUGCAAAUAACUUUCUCCACAAUGAGAUUAAGAUAUUAAGUGUUUAUAAAUCAGAGAUUUUUGAUAGAAGAGAAAACUUAAAAAGGGUAGUUUCUAAUCUUCUAACUUAUCCAUUGAUUCAAGAACAACUGAUGAAUGUUGAAGACUCUAAAAUUAUAAGCUUAUGGAAAAUAGAAAUUUUGAAGAAAAUGCAAUAUAUACGUAGGAAGAAUGAAAAAUUAAAAAAAUUGGAAGACUCCUGCAAUCGUUUGUGCAAACUUAUUGUGGGAAUAAACUCAAAUUCUGAAAUACUUGAUGGAAAUAAAUUUCCUAAAGUUAACUGUGAUAGUUACUUGCAUUUGAACUGUAAUUUAUAUGCGGAUGGCUCCAUUAUAUUGUCUACUUUGCUAUCAUUGCUCUAUGUAUCAUUCAUACAAAUACAGUAUCGUAUAAACACUGCCAAUUUCUCAGAUCUGUCGUCAUGCUUACUAUACAUUCAAAAUGCUUGCAAAAAUAUAAAAUCUCUGAAAACGCUAUUUACUGCAAUGAACACAAGAAUUAGCAACAUAUUUCAAGAUGAACAAUAUAUCUUUCGAGAAAUUGAAAAUAUUUCCAAUUUUGAUACAAACAGUAUACUGACAGCAAAACGCUACAUGUCCUUGCAAUCACCAAAGAUUGAUUUUAACUUUAAUCAAUGUUUGGAUGAUAAUCUUUACGAGAAGUUGUCUUUAUCUCCAAUUCGAGAUAAACAUAAGCAUUUAUUUAAGAAAUACAAAUGCAAAUAUUGUCCAUCAUCCACGUUACAAGGAGCAUUAUCGGAUUUCAGCAGCUCUUGGAACAAUAUGAACGGAUGGCUGUCACCCCGUGCACAUUCUAUCAAAUAUGAGCAAAUUACAUACAAUGGAAAACCGCUCUCGCCUUUGUAUUCUCGACUAUUACAGCAUUCCAAAUUGAGACUAAAGCAUUCUAUAAAUAACACAUCGUGCAGCCCAAACAUGAGUUAUGAAGGAUUGAAUGUAACGCCAAAAAAACGUCGCUCAAUAUCAAAACAUCAAGAUAGCCAUGGUGAAACAGCGAAAAAUCUUUUUAAUUUUGCUGUGACCCAAGAUUAAUAUAUCUUCAGAUACAGAAAAGUGACAUGAAAAUAGAAUUUAUAAUAUUAAUGAAGACCUUUAGUGAGAAAUUGAAUGGUUUUCUAAUGCUGGACAAAGAAAUUGUGAUGCAAUUUUUAAAUGUUUAAAUAAUGUUUAUUCCAA
Messenger RNA from Linepithema humile (Argentine ant), 1954 nucleotides. RefSeq names its product HAUS augmin-like complex subunit 6. Gene Ontology annotation, cellular component: mitotic spindle microtubule; HAUS complex. NCBI's taxonomy places the organism in Eukaryota, Metazoa, Arthropoda, Insecta, Hymenoptera, Formicidae. Gene Ontology annotation, biological process: spindle assembly. The record is from RefSeq and is a predicted model, not a curated record. Gene Ontology annotation, molecular function: microtubule binding.